Molecule: messenger RNA, 2481 nt
Organism: Lutzomyia longipalpis
Lineage: Eukaryota; Metazoa; Arthropoda; Insecta; Diptera; Psychodidae
Product: myosin-2 heavy chain-like
Exons: 3
Coding region: 1-2481 (826 amino acids)
Molecular function (GO): protein binding
Source: RefSeq, a predicted model, not a curated record
AUGAAAGACAUUGAUUAUUUCUACGAAAAAGAUUUGGAUUACAAGAAUAUUGACUAUUUCUACGAUUCAUUACCAUCUCGUCUACAGGGACCAUUCAAGAAGGCCAAUAGUGCAAGAAUAUGCACAGGAAAUGUCCUGCAAGGAUACAGAGGGCCAGAUUAUAUGUGCAACAACGGGAGCGGUGAUAGUAGUGCAAUAGGAUCAUCUCACGGUGUACAGGAGAUAAGCUACUGGUGGGGUGCAAGGAAAGAUAUAAACUACAUACCUUUAAUUGGAUCAGCUAUAUACAUAGGUGUGAGACUUGCCCAAAGUGAUCUUCGUGAGACAAAUUGGAAUUCGUUGUACUUUGAUAGCAGAACUGGUGAAUGCUUGAGUCACUCAAAGGAUGAAGCUGCUGAUAAGUUGAAUGACAAAGGACAAGAAUUAUUUGAUGAGGGAAAAUACAGUGAAGCUGCUGUGUAUUUUGACAACGCCUACCAAUUUUGUUCUAGCGGAUAUUCAAAUGAGAAAACGUUCAAACAAAACCGCGAAAAUGCUAACAAUGAACUGGAGGCAAUUAAAUUAAAGGAACAAGGUGAUGUUUUCUUCAAUCAAGGCAGAUACGUUGAUGCUAAAAGUAAAUAUCAAAAAGCCUUCGUCAAAUCUAGUGCUGCGUAUCUCAUAUAUGAUGAAAGUAUUGAUAAAGCACAAGCAGAAUUAGAUGCAGAGUUCCUAAAUAAUCAAGGAAAUCAAUUAUUUAAUCAAGGAAGAUACAGAGAAGCAGUUGCUAAAUAUCAAGAAGCCUACAACAAGUCCAACAUUCACUACAAUAUAUAUAGAAAUAAUCGGAAUAAUGCUCAAGCGGAAGUGGAUGCAGAUGAUCUAAAAGUACAGGGUGAUGUGCUGUUCAAUGAAGGUAGAUACAGUGAAGCUAAAGACAAAUAUCAAGAAGCUCGCAGAAAGUCUGACAGAGCGAGAAAGAGGUACAAAGAGAAUGUAGAACAAGCUCAAGUUGAAGUUGAUGCAGAACGCCUAAGCAAUCAGGGAGACAACCUCUUUAAUCAAGGCAGAUACGCUGAAGCAAGAGCUAAGUAUCAAGAAGCUUACGAUAAGUCUGAUGCUGCGUAUGAGCAGUACCAAGAAAACAUUAACAAAGCACAAGCAGAAUUUGAUGCACAGUUCCUAAAUAAUCAAGGAAAUCAACUAUUUAAUCAAGGAAGAUACAGAGAAGCAGUUGCUAAAUAUCAAGAAGCCUACGAUAAAUCCAACAUUCACUACGGAGUGUAUCAAAGUAAUAGAAACAAUGCUCAAGCGGAAAUAGAUGCGAAAAAUUUUAAGGAACAAGGCGACGUUCUCUUAAAUCAGGGUAGAUACAGUGAAGCCAAAGGAAAGUACCAGGAAGCUCACAACAAGUCCAAUAUUGCCCGUGAAAACUACAAGGAGUUUGUACAACAAGCUCAAGCUGAAGUUGAUGCAGAACGCCUAAGCAAUCAAGGAGACGACUUCUUUAAUCAAGGAAGAUACAGAGAAGCCGUUGCUAAAUAUCAAGAAGCCUGCAACAAAACAAGAGUUUAUAAGAACAAGUACCAAACUAAGUUGAAUAAGGCACAAAAUGAAGUCGAAGCACAGACCUUAAGCAAUCAGGGAGAUAUUUUUGUGAAUCAGAAGAGAUACAGAGAAGCAAUUCAACAAUACCAAGCAGCUCACAACAAAUCCUCACUUAAUAAGGAUUCCUAUCAAGAAAAAAUAAAAGCAGCUCGACUGCAGUUGGAUAUAGCGGAUGCUGAAAAUUUGAAUAAUCAAGGAAAUCAAUUAUUUAAUCAAGGAAGAUACAGAGAAGCAGUUGUUAAGUUUCAAGAAGCCUACAACAAGUCCAACAUUCACCACGAAGUGUAUAAAAGUAAUAGAAAUAAGGCUCAAGCGGAAGUAGAUGCGAAAAACUUUAAAGAACAAGGCGACGUUCUCUUAAAUCAGGGUAGAUACAGUGAAGCCAAAGGAAAAUACCAGGAAGCUCACAACAAGUCCAAUAUUGCCCGUGAAAGCUACAAAGAAUUUGUAGAACAAGCUCAAGUUGAAGUUGAUGCAGAACGCCUAAGCAAUCAAGGAGACGACUUCUUUAAUCAAGGAAGAUACAGAGAAGCCGUUGCUAAAUAUCAAGAAGCCUGCAACAAAACAAGAGUUAAUAAGAACAAGUAUCAAGCUAAGUUAAAUAAAGCACAAAUUGAAGUCGAAGCAGAGACGUUAAGCAAUCAGGGAGAUAUUUUUGAUCGAUCUGAUGAGGCACGUCGUACAUUUCAACAAGUUCUGGAUAAGUCUAAGGAGUUCUUGAAGUUCCUCCCUAAGAACCACAAACUGAAGCACUACGAAACGGUUGCACUGCUCAAAAUCGAAGGAAAUCAACUCUGCAAUCAAGGUCUGGCAUUGCAGCAAAGUGGUCUUCAACUACUGGAGGAAGCACAGAAGCUGGGUCAGCAGGGACAGUACCAACAAGCAGACAUUUAG